CCUUUGCACAAAAAAGUCAGUUAAAUAUUCAUGUGCUUAACCACAGUAAAGAGAAACUACAUGCAUGCGUUGUAUGUGAUUCAUCAUUUAAACAGAAAAGUAGGUUAAAAUUUCAUAUGCGUAUCCACACUGGAGAGAAACCGUAUGCUUGUGAUCUGUGCAAUGUAUCAUUUGCACAAAAAAGACAGUUAAAUGUUCAUAUGCUUAACCACACUGAAGAGGAACAACAUGAAUGUGUUGUAUGUAAUGCAUCAUUUAAACAGAAAAGUAGGUUAAGGAUUCAUAUGCGUAUCCACACUGGAGAGAAACUGUAUGCAUGUGGUCUGUGCAAUGUAUCAUUUGCACAAAAAAGUCAGUUAAAUGUUCAUAUGCUCAACCACAAAGAGAAACUACAUGUAUGUGUUGUAUGUACUGCAUCUUUUAAACAGAUAGGUGGCUUAAAGCUUCAUAUGCGUAUCCACACUGGAGAGAAACCAUACACUUGUGAUUUAUGUACAAAAUCCUUUACAUGCAAUGGUCAAUUAAAGUUGCAUAUGCUUACUCACACUGGAGAGAAAUCACAUGCAUGUAAUGUAUGUAGCAUGUCCUUUGCAUCUAAAACUCAGCUUAGCACACAUAUGUAUGUCCAUACUGGAGAAAAACCUCAUAAAUGUGAUAUAUGUAAUGCACAGUUUGCACUGAAAAAGUAUUUAAUGGGUCAUAUGCGUAUCCACACAGGUGAGAAACCAUAUGAAUGUGAUGUAUGUAGAAAAACAUUUGCAAAUUCUACUGGGCUAAGACAUCAUAAGCUAUCUCACACAGGGAGAAAAAAAUCACAUCCAUGUAAUAUUUGUAACAAGUCAUUUGGGUCUAACCAUUAUUUAAAACUCCAUAUGCGUAUUCACACUGGUGAGAAACCAUAUGCUUGUGAUACAUGUUCCAAGCCAUUUUCAUUAAAAGAUAAUCUUAAGAGACAUAUGCUUAUCCAUGCUACUGAGAAGCCACAUGUGUGUGAUACAUGUAACAAAUCAUUUGCAAGCAAAUAUCAACUAAACACUCAUAUACUUGUUCAUAGUAAGCAGAAACCAUAUGCAUGUGCAAUAUGCAGCAAGUCAUUUACAUUCAAACAAUAUUUGAAUGUUCACAUGAUUUCUCAUACAGGGGAAAAAAACUAUAAAUGUGAGAUAUGUAGCAAGUUGUUUGGACACAGAGCAGCCUUGAGAACACAUAUGCUUGUCCAUACCGGUGUAAAGGCUCAUGAAUGUGAUAUUUGUAAUAAGAGAUUUACCCUUAAUGCUCAUUUAGUGAGACACAGGCGUGUUCAUACUGGUGAGAAACCAUAUGUAUGUGUUGUAUGCAGCAAGUCAUUCGCAGAUAAACCUCAUUUAAAGGAACAUUUGAUCUGCCAUACUGGAGAAAAGCCACAUGUGUGUGAUAUAUGUAGUAAGUCAUUUGUAAUUAAAACUGCUUUAAAGAGGCAUAUGCUCGUCCACACAGAUAAGAAAUCUUGUCCUUAAUCAACUUGUAUUAAGCUUUCUGUCAAAUUAUUUCAUCUGAGCCAAAAUCGCUUUGUCCAGUAAUAGAGCUAUUUUUCAUGUAAGCCCUGAUGAUUUUCCCUUCACGUGUAAGAAAUUUAACCUUCUGAAUGGGGAAUCAUCUUCUUCAUGAAUAGAUUUAAAAAGCAGUGAAUGGUACCACUUUUUGAAUCAAUUCAUGAAGACUUGUAUUUAAAAUGCAUUUACUAGCUAAAUUUGUAUAAUUAUGUAUUUUAGUCUCCGUUUUCAUAAACUUACAUUCAAAGAUGACAUAUAUAUCAUUAAAAAAGGAAAAUAUUUUAAAUAGUAAGUUAAUACAUACCAAGUGGCAGAAAAUUUAAUGAUCUAAUGUUACAGCAUUAUGAAAUAUUGUUCAUAAAUUUCUGAAACAUUAAAACAAGCAAAUAAUAUUAAAAUAAACAAUAAGGUCAAUUCUUACUUAGGUCAACAAUGUAAAAUUGUAUUUUAGUUACUUUUUAUUUAACAUUUUUUUGUUUCUAAUGUAUGAAGCUGAUGGUGGUCUAUACUUUCUCAUUCUAUCCAUCUCUUGUAAUGCUUCGAUAUUGCAAGGAACCUUUUCAGCGAGUUUCGAGCAGUCCAGUUCUUUUAAUCGUCUAAUUCGGUCUAAUUGUCACUUGUGUUGCAGUUUCUUUUCGCAUUCUCUUUUUGUGAAGCAAGGGACAUUUUAAAGCGUUAUAUUUUAAACAUAUAUUAUAAUCAUGUUAACAUAGAAAUAUGGGGAGAAUCUUUGCUACAUAAUAGGACAUUACAUCCGCUUAAUCCAACUCUAUGAAACUAUAAUUCUUUGUACACUUUAAAACUCUUUAGAACUCUGUCUUGCUGUUUCCACUUAUUUUUGAUAAAUAUUACAAUCCCAUUUAUCACACUCAUGUACUAUUAUUUAUAAAUUGUUAUAAAAUUAAUUUUUACAACUUCUGACCUUCACAAGUGAGAGUUCCUAAUAAACGGUAAUUAUUUGUAAGUCUCUUGUCUGUUUUUCAGAUCUGCAUGCUGUUCAGGGCUUCUGCCCUUUUUAGUAAUGUUAGGGUAAUGUAGAUCCUUUUUUUAGUUAUGCAGAUCAUUAACUAAGUCGGAGAAAUAUCCUGUGAAUUCAGUUCUGAUUACGCAUUAUUUUGUGUGAGGGAAAUAAGAGAUCAUGAGAUAUGUCA
This is a messenger RNA of Stegodyphus dumicola, 2683 nucleotides long. RefSeq lists its product as uncharacterized. The record is from RefSeq and is a predicted model, not a curated record. Gene Ontology annotation, biological process: regulation of gene expression. Lineage: Eukaryota; Metazoa; Arthropoda; Arachnida; Araneae; Eresidae. Gene Ontology annotation, cellular component: nucleus.